CGACACCAAGGUUACUUGGUGCUGGUUCCCCCAGCCUCGCUAUUUCCUUUUACUGCUAAAUAAGUGUUUCGUGUUGCAUCUCUCUCUUCUUCUUCUUGCAUCCACAUUCUCUGUCGCAUUCAAAAGUCGAGUCUAUUUGUCGCUCGAGAUCAAGGCCGAGUCCGUACAGAGAUUGAUAUUCAUUGAGGGUUGCGCGAUAUCAUCACCAUUCACGAUGCCGUCUGCAAAGGGAAAGCCUACGGAUCCGAAGCUGAAGGAGAAGGUUACUGAAGAAGUCAAACAACAACCCAACAAAGACGGUUCAGGAAAAGGUCAAAUGGCCGCUUGGAAAGCUGCCAAAAUCGGCAAGGAAUACGAAGCCCAAGGCGGCGAUUACGAGAACGAGCCUGGAUCCAAAGAUAAACCAGAAAAGGGUCCUCCACAAAAGAAAUCUGAGUCUGAGAAGAAGGCCGAGACUUCUGGGUCUGUUAAGAAGGAUGAGGAUGAGGAGAAGGGUGAGGGAAAGAAGAGGGGUCGACCGAAGACUGGUGAGGGGAAGAGUGUGAAGAAGGCGAAGAAGGAACCGAGGGAGGGAGAGAGGAAGAGUGCUAGGCAGCAGGCUAAGCCGGUGCAGGAGAAGAAAGCUGAUGAUGAGGAGGAUGAGAAUGAAGAGGAAGAGGAGAAGCCUGCUAAGAAGAAGGGUAAGACUGCUGGCAAGGCUAAGUGAGCUUGCCGUGUUGUUGGGAGCAAGUCUUUCUACAUGACCGAGGGAAUUCUGACUUAGGACAAUUGCGGAAUGGGUCACUGGAACGAAACAUCUCUUUUGCUGCAUAUCAUAUCUUAUGGCAAUUGUUAUCGUAUGCGAAUUGAACGAUUGAAAUGGAAUGAUGAUUACUGAAACCGACCUACAACGACUGCUGCUUA
Messenger RNA from Mollisia scopiformis, 903 nucleotides. RefSeq lists its product as uncharacterized. The record is from RefSeq and is a predicted model, not a curated record. The transcript is spliced from 2 exons. The coding region runs from base 215 to 706 and encodes 163 amino acids. NCBI's taxonomy places the organism in Eukaryota, Fungi, Ascomycota, Leotiomycetes, Helotiales, Mollisiaceae.